Molecule: messenger RNA, 489 nt
Organism: Chironomus riparius
Lineage: Eukaryota; Metazoa; Arthropoda; Insecta; Diptera; Chironomidae
Source: the annotation of a GenBank genome assembly
AUGGAAGAAUAUUUCGAUAUUCCAGUAUCAAUAAACGACGACUUAGACAGAAAAAUUGCUGACGCGUUCCUCAUUUUCGAUCAUCAUGGACAAAAGACAGUAGAUGUACGUGAAAUUGGCUCAAUCUUAAGAUAUUUGGGGAUGGUUCCAACAGAACAAGAAGUUUCUGAAACAAUCGCCGAAACUGAGUUUGCAGGAGAUGCAAGUGGAACUGUUCAUUUAUCAAAAUUUCUUCCUUAUGUCAAAAAUUUACUUCUUGAACGUCGAAUGGAACCAGCACCAAUUGAGAAGCUGCUAGAAGCAUUUCAGGUACUUGAUUUUGAGGGUAAGGGAUAUGUCACUAAGGAUUUUAUGGCUAGAAUUAUGAUGGAAGAGGGAGAACCUUUUAGUCUUGAGGAAUUAGAAGAAAUGUUUGGAUGUGCUGUCGACUCGUCCACAAAUCGUAUAUCCUAUGAAUAUUAUUUAAACCAGCUUAUUCAUGACAUCUAA